GCUCUUCAUAGAUGUUUCUUUUCAAGAAGCCGUUCUUUAUGCGUGAAGUCGUGUGCUCUGUAAUUUCUCUGUAAUUUCUUUAAUCAGUUUACAUCUACGUUUUUGAAUAAGAAUUUUCAGAUAAAACUGCUAUAAUGCCUCCCAAGUUCGAUCCUAAUGAAAUCAAGAAAGUGUAUUUGCGAUGCGUUGGUGGCGAAGUGGGAGCCACUUCAUCCCUUGCUCCAAAAAUUGGUCCCCUUGGUUUGUCUCCCAAAAAAGUAGGUGAUGACAUUGCUAAAGCUACUAGUGACUGGAAGGGAUUAAAAAUCACAGUACAAUUGACUAUUCAAAACAGACAGGCUACAAUUUCAGUUGUGCCUUCUGCAGCUUCCCUUAUUAUUAAAGCCCUCAAAGAACCACCCAGAGAUCGCAAAAGGCAAAAGAAUAUCAAGCAUAGUGGUAAUUUAAGCUUUGAUGAUAUUGUUACCAUUGCCCGUGCCAUGAGAUCAAGAUCAAUGUCACGGACACUUAGUGGCACUGUUAAGGAGAUCUUAGGCACAUGCCAAUCAGUUGGAUGUACCGUGGAAGGCAGACCACCCCACGACCUCAUAGAUGAUAUUAAUGCAGGAGAAUUGGAAGUUCCUGAGGAAUAAUUGCUGAUUUUUGUAAGAUGCAGAAAAU
Harpegnathos saltator (Jerdon's jumping ant) is the source of this 660-nucleotide messenger RNA. RefSeq names its product ribosomal protein L12 (gene RpL12). The record is from RefSeq and is a predicted model, not a curated record. Gene Ontology annotation, molecular function: structural constituent of ribosome; large ribosomal subunit rRNA binding. Gene Ontology annotation, cellular component: cytosolic large ribosomal subunit; ribosome. The transcript is spliced from 4 exons. NCBI's taxonomy places the organism in Eukaryota, Metazoa, Arthropoda, Insecta, Hymenoptera, Formicidae. Gene Ontology annotation, biological process: translation. The coding region runs from base 135 to 632 and encodes 165 amino acids.